AUGCCCAAGUCUUUACAACGGCGUUACAUCAAGGUUAAAGAGCCUCUCUUUGAUCAAGAGACGUCCAAGCGUAUCUACUGGCAGGAAAUGCCUUUUGAUAACAACGACGAAGUUCACGACCAUGAUCACGGAUAUGUUGUUGGCCACAUGAAGUUGGUUAAUGGUAAGAGUAUCGUUGAGGCCCCCGUUCUUGACGAAGUGGAGAUAGCAAAGGCGAGGCGUGUUCUGAUUCAUAUCCAAUCACAUGAUAGACCGGUCAUGAAGCUAUACCUUUGGGAUCAGGCUGCAAGAGACUUCUGUAAGAAGUUUAAGUCGUACGAGAGCACACCCACUGUGUUACUGGUCACGACCGUUAACACGAAGACUCUCGAAGGUACUCUUGCCUUGACCUCAAUGUCCUCUUCGCGUGUGUUUAUGGACUACGAUGUCCAACCUACCAUAGAUUACUUCAGUUGGUUGGGGUCUAAUCCAGAUAUUGCUGAGCAGGUUAAUGCAGAGGUAGUAACUAAACGUGAGACAAUGACUAUAGGGGAGAUAUUCUCCUACAUCAAGCAGGAAACCGCAAAGGAUGCCUUUUUUGAGUGCACGGCUACACUCGAUGAUGUCGUGCAUGGUUCUGCUUGGUACUACAUUGCAUGCAGUGGGUGCCAUAGUAAGGUUAGCAAAGGCCCAACUUCGUUGAUUUGUACAAACAAAAAGUGUGGGAAGGUUAACGUAUCCGGUGUGGCACAGUACCUUUCAAAGAUAUCUGUUUAUGACAACAGUGAACAAGCUGUUAUUGUGCUACUUGGGGAUGCUGGUCGUGAGCUCACUGGGAAGCCCACAUCAGAGUUAGUUAGAAGCUAUUUUGAGGCUAAUGGGAACGAAGGAGUUAACCAUGAGGCGCCUGUUCCGGAAGCUCUGAUCAGCACCAUCGGUCAGAGGCAUAAAUUUUGUGUCAAAGUUAUAGAGCAUAACUUCUCAGGCAAGACCCGAUCUCUUACCGUGACCAAAAUCCUCCCUCUAGACACUCCACCAGCGACAGAGUCUUCGGAAGGUAACCAGACUACUGCAGCAUCGGAGGAAACAUCCAUAAACCAUGUGGAUUCUGCAGAGGGGAGUAAGAGAACUUGUGACGGUACUGAGCUAAAGAAAGCUAAACGCCCUAAGCGUGGGGACUAG
This is a messenger RNA of Brassica oleracea var. oleracea, 1161 nucleotides long. RefSeq lists its product as uncharacterized. Gene Ontology annotation, cellular component: nucleus; DNA replication factor A complex. Gene Ontology annotation, molecular function: damaged DNA binding; single-stranded telomeric DNA binding. NCBI's taxonomy places the organism in Eukaryota, Viridiplantae, Streptophyta, Magnoliopsida, Brassicales, Brassicaceae. The transcript is spliced from 8 exons. Gene Ontology annotation, biological process: telomere maintenance via telomerase; meiotic cell cycle; nucleotide-excision repair. The coding region runs from base 1 to 1161 and encodes 386 amino acids. The record is from RefSeq and is a predicted model, not a curated record.